AGUCUUUUCGGACUGAAGAAUGUACUGGGUCGUAUUCUCCCUGCAAUACUUUCCUGGUGGAUGACAUUAAUGGACAAGGAAGAAGUGCUAGAAAACACCAUUUUGUACAAUGGAAGGUUCACCAAAUCCUAGCCUUAUACUAAUGUCACCCUCUUCAGUAUUAUCACGAAAAAGAAAAUUAAGUCCAAGAUCUCGAUCUCAAUCUUGUGAUAGUGAUGACAGUUACAGUACCAAUUUGACUCGAUCUCGAUCUCAAUCUUAUGAAAGAGACAAAAGUUACAGAUGUGAUGUUUCAAAAUGGGAUAAUGGUAUAUUAGAAUCUUAUGGGAUCUUUUACGAUGAAAAAGCGACAGAAUUGUCAGAGUUAACUAAAUCUGUUCUGGAAGGCUUGUAUUCAGUGGAAUUUUAUGGUAUCAAAGAUCGUGCUGCAUUUUGGACUAAACUUCUGGAAAUAAAGGAAUGUCUGAUCGAAUCGACAAAAAAAUGCAUGAGUAGCUUUGAUGAAGAUUCUGAUUCUAUCAUAAUGUCAUGUAAAAUAGAAAAAAUUGAAAACUUUUUCAUACAAGCAAGGAGAAACAUUAAAGAGGAAUUCAUGUCAAUGAGAAUUGGGUCUGCAUCAUCAGAUUUUCUUUCCAGGCACCUGUUUAGCCUUUGGUAUGCUGGGAUUACAGAGUUUGUUCAGUAUUAUUCUGACCUUAUACAAGGAUUGAUUUCUGGGAAAAGAACUAGUGUGGAAGGUGCCUUUAUUCAGCUUCUAAUACUCUUCAGCAAGAUACUCCUGUUGAACCCUGUGAGAGGAGAUGCUUGGCAGAAAGUAGAAAUGAGGCUUAAUGGCAUAGUAGACAUAACUAGUGUUUCAGAUAUCAGAUACACUGUGCUGGGAGAACCUACACGUUUUUCUACAGGUUCAUCUCUGAUGACAGGGACUGUUGGAGAGGUGAAUAUGUGGCUGCAGUUAAAUUACAUGGAAAAUGCCAGGGAUUUUAGCAUCAGAGAUGAGAAGUUUCGAAGCCAACCUCUCGAGAAUAUGUUAGGACAGCAUGGAGGAGAACUUUUGGUGGAAAUCAUGAAUUCUGCAAUACCUAAUACAUCUUUUGGGAUUAUUUGUGUUAAGACCACGAUCAUUUUCACACGUUUGGAUUUGAGCACUGAACAUUUCCAAAAAUUAAGGAACGGUGAUAAACUGGAAGAUGACAGAAGUAGAAUUCUUUACUCAAGACCUUACAACUUUUUAAUUAGAAAAGAUCGUGAAGAAAUUCUGGAUACAAUGUUUCAACUAGGACUUCUCUGCAGAGUUAGAAGUUUAUAUUAUCAGGAUUAGUAACCUACACAUUUGUCCUUUAAUAUACAUGUCAUACAGCUCAAGCAUUGUGAAUGAAUGCAUUAACAUGAAAAGUAAGACAAGCUUUUUAGCUCACCUGAGCUUGAUCAAACUGCCUGAAUUAUGAAUCCUGAAGUAAUAUUUAUUUACUAUAUUUUAAUUCUUAAUACAUACAUAAGCUUUCAAAAAAUCAACCAAAUAAUGCUUUAUAAUGUAUUGUUGUAUGAAUUUUUUAUUCUCAAAUUCUUCUCAAGGUACACGAGACAUGAUUUAUUUAAAAAAGAUUAUAUGUAACUAUGUACAGUAU
Messenger RNA from Saccostrea echinata, 1628 nucleotides. RefSeq lists its product as uncharacterized. NCBI's taxonomy places the organism in Eukaryota, Metazoa, Mollusca, Bivalvia, Ostreida, Ostreidae. The record is from RefSeq and is a predicted model, not a curated record. Bases 110 to 1321 code for a protein of 403 amino acids. The transcript is spliced from 6 exons.